Chrysemys picta bellii (western painted turtle) is the source of this 1535-nucleotide messenger RNA. RefSeq names its product ras homolog family member C (gene RHOC). Gene Ontology annotation, cellular component: cytosol. Gene Ontology annotation, molecular function: GTP binding; GTPase activity; protein kinase binding. Gene Ontology annotation, biological process: small GTPase-mediated signal transduction. Lineage: Eukaryota; Metazoa; Chordata; Testudines; Emydidae. The record is from RefSeq and is a predicted model, not a curated record.
CCGCCCCCGGGGCCGGUGGCGGCCGCAGCAGGCCCGGCGGGGUGGGCGGCCCGGCGCUGUCAGUCCCCGCGCGGCCCCGCCCUGCCCGGCUCAGUCCCGCUCGCCGCGGAGCCCGAACAGCCGGAGCCAGCGAGACCCGCGGCCGAGCAAUGGCAGCCAUCAGAAAGAAGCUGGUGAUUGUGGGAGAUGGCGCCUGCGGGAAGACCUGCCUGCUGAUCGUGUUCAGCAAGGACCAGUUCCCUGAGGUCUACGUGCCGACAGUCUUUGAGAACUACAUCGCUGAUAUCGAAGUAGAUGGAAAGCAGGUGGAACUGGCCCUUUGGGACACGGCGGGGCAGGAAGACUAUGACAGGCUGAGGCCCCUCAGCUACCCAGACACGGACGUUAUCCUCAUGUGCUUUUCCAUCGACAGCCCAGACAGUCUAGAGAACAUUCCUGAGAAGUGGACUCCGGAAGUGAAACACUUCUGCCCCAACGUGCCUAUCAUCCUGGUCGGAAACAAGAAGGACCUACGGAAUGAUGAGCACACCCGGAGGGAGCUAGCAAAGAUGAAGCAGGAGCCAGUGAAGCCAGAGGAAGGGAGGGACAUGGCUAACAGAAUCAACGCCUUUGGAUACCUCGAGUGCUCCGCCAAGACGAAGGAUGGCGUGCGGGAAGUCUUUGAGAUGGCCACUCGGGCCGGCUUACAAGUCAGGAAAAACAAGAAGCGUAAAGGCUGCCCACUCCUGUAAAGCAGCAAUGCCCGUGAAGAAUGUGACUGCCAUCUGUACUGUAUCUGUCUUUUCCUGCACCCCCACGUGUGUGAGAAUGGGGUACAGGAUGGGAAGAGCGCUGUUAGGUCUGAUGUCUAGAGAAUAUAAUGUGGCCUGCACCCCGCUGCCCAAAACCCACUACCUGAAGCACAUAUGGGGAGGUGUCUAGUGGUGCUUCUCUGUGCCAUGCGUGGACUGUCCUCCUAAGCCGGUCCUGGGCUCUGAAGGGCCAAAUGUCUUUGGACCAUCUUUGGCAGACACUUCUGUUUUGUAUACACCAUACAGUGCAUUUGAGUAGCUCUCGGUGUUGUACUUCAGUCCCAUUUUAUACUAAUCCCUCAUCCCCUGUUCCUGUCUGAUGCUCUGUACAGAUUCUCUGCAAUAUUUAAUCUCUACUUUCAUACUGUUCGAUUAGAGCAAAAUAAGGAAGCUCUGACACAGUCUGCCUGUGGGUGUGUGUUCCUGUCCUGGCAUCCUGGUUCUGUUUUCUUGAACUCUUGCUUUGUCUCCAAGCCAAGAUGUUCAGCUGCUCCUGCUCCAGGGGGGGUUGGAUUCUCCCUCUGGUUAAGGUGUACAGCACACCCACCAGCAUUUUGUACACAGAUUCACCAAGGCAGUCUCUGUUCUGUCUGUACUCAGGGCCUUGCCCUAUUCCACCAGUGCUUUGCAAGGAGCUGUGCUCUGCUACUGUCAGAAAUGCCUUCUGCUGCGCUUUCACCUUGGACCUGCACUGUGGUAGUGUCUUCUUAUCCUCUUUCAAUAAAGUAAGGCCUUGUAAAAUAA